CAGUAGCGAGCGAGACGCGCGGAUGCGCACUUCAGUGUCUACGGGUGUGAGACUGGGAAAGCCUAUAUGGCAUGUGAUUCGUGCAUAAAGCAAAAGUGACAAGUAGUGACGCGAUAUCAGCCAGGAAAAACAAUAAUGGAGGCGUGUAAUGCGGUUGAGCGUGAAGUUGACAAAGUUUUAUUAAAAUUUGGUGCGAUAAACGAGCAUGCGGAGACAGUACUGCGAGAUUUAAUAAAUCAUAUAGAGUCUCUAAAAAAAGAAUUCGAAGAAGCACCGUCCGAUCAUGAGUUAACACCAGGUCAGGCACAAGUAUUGAAAGACACGAUGAAAAAGGUCCGAGAGACCGCACAUCACUUGGCAACCGAACAUCGGGAACUGCAUAGUACUGUGUCGAAAGUUGGGAAAGCCAUCGAUAGGAAUUUCAUCGCAGAUUUUGCAAGUACUAGCAGAGAAGACGUUUUUUCUGGUCCAGAGAAAUCACACAUGCUGAAUCAAGUGAUUUGUCAGCAUUUCUAUCGUCAUGGAAUGCUAGAUAUUGCAGCAGAAUUAGCAGCGGAAGCUGGAAUCAUAACAGACGAAGGAACAGGAGAACCGUUCACAGAAUUAAAUUAUAUACUUGACUGUCUGAAGCAGAGAGAUCUAGAUCCAGCACUUCAGUGGGCUAAAAAGCACAGAGAUGCUCUUUUAGCACAGAAUUCGUCCUUGGAAUUUCAGCUGCAUAGAUUACAUUUCAUAAAGUUGGUUCAACAAGGACCUAGUAAACAAACUGAAGCCAUAAUGUACGCCCGACAAAACUUUACGCAAUACGUCGGACGUCAUGGGAAAGAAGUACAAGCAUUAAUGGGUACGCUACUUUACUUGCCAAAUGGGAUACAAUCCUCCCCUUAUAGUCAUUUAUUAGAUCCAACUUUAUGGCUUGAUAUCCACGACGUUUUCACGCGGGAGGCUUGCACGUUAUUGGGUUUGAGUGUCGACAGCCCACUUUCGGUCUGCAUUAACGCGGGAUGUACUGCGUUGCCUACGCUAUUGAAUAUUAAGCAAGUAAUGCAACAAAGACAAGUAACGGGAGUGUGGAACGGAAAAGACGAGCUACCCAUCGAUAUAGAUUUGGGCAAAGAGAGUCGUUACCAUUCUGUGUUCGCAUGUCCGAUUUUACGGCAACAGAGCACGGAGAAUAAUCCACCUAUGAAGCUGGCUUGCGGUCAUGUGAUCUCGAGAGACGCGCUGAACAAACUCACCAACGCGAACAAAUUGAAAUGUCCAUACUGUCCAGUGGAACAGAAUCCGGAAGAUGCUAGGUUGAUAUAUUUCUAGGAUACUGCGAUACAGCUGCACGAAAGAGACAUUACGAGUUUCUCUGUAACGUCACGCCUAAACCGAUUAAGUAUUUAGUGACUUUUGCCGGUAUAUCCUAUCUCAUGAACUCUCGUGGUGAACAUGAUAAACACGGUAAUUACGUUUCAUUUCGCUUAUUUGGUUUAUUCGUCUGAUCAGGCAGAUUGAGAUCGAUUCGCAUGGAUCGUUUAAAUUAUUUGAUUAUUUUGGUUGAUUUUUUGGAUCGUCGGUAACAGUGACAACUAUUAUUUCAGUUAAUUAAAAUUUCGGCGUCUUUCGGGCGGCAAAUAAAAUGAGUUGAAAAGGUAAUCGGAAUAAAAAUAAGUAAAUAAAAUAUAUAUUAAUCGAGUUGCGAUUCACAGAAUGAAAUAUAUGUUUAUAUUCAUGUACGCGCGGAUGUGACGAUACUAACAUUGAAAUUACAUAUUCGGUAGCACGAGCUCGGACAUAAACGUAAAAUAUCGUUGCUCAUCAUUCAAGUUAAUUGCAAGUGUAAACCAAUUCGCGGUGCCACACGAUUUUUCGUUCUACCGUUCGCAUUGUGUCGUAUCGUGUCGUAUCGUAUCGUAUAGUAUCGUACCGUACCGUACCGUAUCGUAUCGUAGCGUAUGAUCUUAAUACAAACAAGAGUUUCGUGCUACAAUUACCGAUAACACUAUCUUUUAACGAAAUAUUUUUCUAACUUGAAUAUUUAGAGAAUAAACGAAAGAAAUUGUAUAUCUAUGAAUUGUAUAUCUAUUGUAAGAAUAUUUCGUACUGUAAUUAAAUAAUAUAGUAUUGUACAGGAACAGAAAGGGAA
Messenger RNA from Megalopta genalis, 2134 nucleotides. RefSeq names its product required for meiotic nuclear division 5 protein souji (gene Sou). Gene Ontology annotation, biological process: proteasome-mediated ubiquitin-dependent protein catabolic process. The record is from RefSeq and is a predicted model, not a curated record. Gene Ontology annotation, molecular function: protein binding; ubiquitin protein ligase activity. Gene Ontology annotation, cellular component: cytoplasm; nucleus; GID complex. NCBI's taxonomy places the organism in Eukaryota, Metazoa, Arthropoda, Insecta, Hymenoptera, Halictidae.